Strongylus vulgaris is the source of this 873-nucleotide messenger RNA. The record is from the annotation of a GenBank genome assembly. Lineage: Eukaryota; Metazoa; Nematoda; Chromadorea; Rhabditida; Strongylidae.
AUGGAUAAUAUCGAAGGAUCCGAAUGGAUGGUGGUGAUAGCGAUGUUGAUACAUCUGCUAAUGGCACCUGGAACUAAGGUUGAAGAAAGUUUCAACGUGCAAGCAACGCAUGAUCUGAUCUACCACACUUAUAACAUAUCAGCGCUGCAUUUCCAGUAUGAUCACAAUGAAUUUCCUGGUGUAGUACCAAGAACUUUUGCUGGGCCCAUAUAUCUGGCACUGUUUGGUCUACCAAUGCGUUUCAUAUUCUUUCUUCUAGACAUUCCGAAGUUCUGGAUGCUUUUUAUCGGUAGGGAAAAAUGUUUACUCUUAAACAGCAGUUUAGCCUAUGUCUGGUUUAGUACGCUUUGUGCUUGGAAUGACAAAUGUGCUUGCGUUCUUAAAUUUCGCCAGGGCAGUUCGAAAACAUUUUGGUGCGGAAACGGCCAUGUUUCUCAGGUAUCCUUAUACAGAGAAAAUUAUUUAUGUCAUCUAUAUCCUGUAGCCUUGUCGCCUUUACCUUUUAUCUUUCCGUCUAGUACAACACAAAAAGGGAAGGAGGUGUUGAAAGCUUCCCUUGAAGUAAAAAGCUACAAAAAUAUUCGAUCGUUGACUUAUUUCAUCUUGUUAAAAGUCACUUAUAAUGUUUUAUGGCACCAGCCGCAGCAUAUAAAGUCCAGUUUGUACAGAGUCCAAUGCAGAUAUGCUUGUAUUGGCGGCCAAAAUUCAAGUCGCCGAACACUUACUGAAAAGGGGGCUAUGCGGAUGAAAAGUUUUAAGAAAAGACUGGGUAGGAUGUGGUUCUUAUCUGCGGCUGUUUUGAAUUUAUCACUCUACACCAUUACGACACAUGAUCUAAUGAGCCAUACUCUCCGCCAGCAAGACCGUAACUGA